AUGGCGUCCGGCGAGGAGAGCAGUGCGGCUCUGCGGGCUUCUCUGCUCUCCUCUCUGCUCGCCUUAGACCCGAGCUGCGCCCAAACUCUGGACGACCGAGUCCUGGAGCUAUACCUUUUGAGGACGGCGGAGAUGAGGCGCAGAAGGGCCCGGGAGACGAUAGCAAGGGCCCGGAGAAUGCGCCACUAUCUGCGGAGGAGGAAGCGAGUCGUGGUGUCUGCUCUGGCUGGGGUGCUGGGCCUCGUCAAGUCCUUCGGGAUCCGGGAGAUGUGGACCAAGUAUCGGCCCGUGGAAGGAGGAGACUUCUGGCAGGCCGCACAGCGCUGCAGUGAUGAGGAGUGGAAGGACCACUUCCAUGUGACUCGGGCCACAUUCUCCCACCUGCUGCAGCUGCUUGAGCCAACCAUCACCAGGAAGAAGACCCAGUGCCGAAUACCCAUUGACGCACGCCGCCGCCUUGCCAUCGCCCUUUGGUGGUACGCGCAGAAUGAGGAGUACAGGCUGAUCUCUGAGCGCUUCGGCGUGGGCAUCACCACUGUCUGCAUCAUCAUGCGCCAGGUUACCACAGCCAUCGUGAACUCUCUAUAUGAGGAGUUUCUGUCGUUGCCUAAAGCAGAGAAGCUGGAGGCGGCGGUGAAGGCCUUCAAGGACCAAGGCUACCCUCAGUGCGCAGGGGCCAUCGGGACCACGCAUAUCCCCAUCGUGGGCCCCAGAGAAAACCCCCAAGACUACAUGAAUUCCAGCGGCUGGUACUCCAUCAUCCUGCAGGCUGUGGUGGAUCACAAUCUCAUGUUCACCCAUGUGUACGCCGGGUGGCCGGGCAGUAACUCCAACGCCACGGUCCUGUCCAGCUCUGACCUGUUUUUGAACAUGGAGGACCAGCUGAUCUUUCCAUCAGAGAAGUCCGUUGAGCUCGGUGGUGGCGUGCAGGUCCCGGUGCACCUGAUCGGAGACUGCUCGUUCCCUCUGAAGCGCUGGCUACUGACGGGAUACAACCUGGAAGACCGCCUCUCCCCGGAGCAGCGGCGCUUCACACACGCCCUCAACGCAGCACGCGCCGUUGUCCCAGUUGCAUUCACGCGUCUUAAAGGUCGCUGGGGGUGCCUGGAAAAGAGGAACGAGAUCGAGGUAACCGCCAUGCCCGCCAUGGUGACCGCCUGCUGCAUCCUCCACAACGUGUGCGAGUAUCUGGGGGACGAGUUCCUGCCCGAGUGGAUCGAAGACAGCGAUGCCUUCGUUCAGCCAGAGGUCCAACAAUGCCAGGCUGCGGACUACGGCGGCGCGGAGGCUAUACGGCACGCCAUGACCUACAGUUUUAGAGACGUUUACCAGAAACCCACCAGUAUAGACGGGUUUCCAAUCACGUACGACGACUGA
This is a messenger RNA of Knipowitschia caucasica, 1377 nucleotides long. The record is from the annotation of a GenBank genome assembly. Lineage: Eukaryota; Metazoa; Chordata; Actinopteri; Gobiiformes; Gobiidae.